Molecule: messenger RNA, 1767 nt
Organism: Drosophila willistoni
Lineage: Eukaryota; Metazoa; Arthropoda; Insecta; Diptera; Drosophilidae
Exons: 4
Coding region: 100-1611 (503 amino acids)
Source: RefSeq, a predicted model, not a curated record
AAAUUAUGGGAUCACUUCAACAAUAUAUUGAAAUGGAAAGCUUUUUAUACUUUCAAAUCUUUACUCGAAUUCUAUCAGAUCGCAUUGUAAGCUAAAGAUAUGUCUGAUUUCGGACCCGAAGUGAAUGCCAUUUGGCCAAUUGAUACUAAUGCUGAAUUAAUUCAAAAAUUGAGUGUUUUUGGCAAAAAACUAUUGACACAAUGUCAGAAAGUGGAAAAACCCAAAGCUGGACUCGACAAUGUUUCAAAAUUCAUACAAAAAUCAAGGAAAUUCCCACUGCCGUUUGGCGUAAAUACAUGUCGGAUUAUGAGUCAGCCGAUGGAAAGACGUCCAGAAAUGGAAAAACAGAUUUCCUCUGUAUAUCCAGUAAUACAUGAACGCACUUUAUUAUUGUAUCUCAACUAUUUGGAACACAAAACGCUGUGGUGUAAUGAGGUGGAACGUCCUGUCUAUGAAUCCCUCUCAUUGUGUGCGUUUAUUCAGCGUCUAUUGGAGAAACGAUGCGCCAGUUUCUUUGCCCGCCAGGACACAUUCCUUCUCUUAUCUGGUCAUAAAGGAGCUGGCGGCUUUGAGUCCAUUGGCACCACCAAAGAAAAGUCACCUUUAAAGCUAGAGCAAUGCCUUAGUUAUGAUGAUAUUAAAAUGGCAGCUCUACUAUCUGUUAGUUCGCAUACGGAAUUCAUCAAUGAGGGCGAGCGUACCAAUUGUGGCCGCGUUCAACGUGAUCGUCGAAAACUAGAGCCCGAGGGCGUAAUCAUGGGUCUUAUAGGGGCUCGCUUAUCGCGUCCGCAUUUGAUGGAGUUUCAAGACAUUAUCAUAUCGCGCUCUCAAAACACACAAUUGGCCGGCUAUGGAUGUCGUGGACCAGAGCCAAAAACUCAAGCUGAAAGCUAUCGACAAAUUUGGCGUAAAUUUUAUGAGACGGAAGACUUUAAGUAUGGCCAGGUUUAUGCCGAUAAUCAACGCUUUGGUCAUGUUUCAAACAAUGAGAGAGAUGUAUUUGAUAAUAUGGUAAUGAAACGACGAUAUGCCAUUACCUUUGACAUGUUGCUGCUGGAGGCUCAGGCUAGAGCCAUGGCUGCAGAUAAACUAGCCUAUAUACAUGUGGUAGGUUUCGGUUUGGGUGUAUGGAAAGUUGCCAAGCAGCAGGAGCAAAUCUUUUUGGAAACAUUCGAGCAACGUCUAAGGCAACUGGGCGAAUGCCUUACACACAUUGGGGUGGUCCACUUCUCAUGGUUCACAAUAACACAUUGCGGUGGUCUAUACCAUAAUGCACGCAUACCCAUUGCUAAACAUCCCCACAAGGGUAUAAGUAUCCAAAUGUCCAAACGUGAUCCGGCACAGAAAUUUGCGCAAACAGAACAUCAAAAUAUGCUAUUGGUUGUCUCUUAUGCUUGGGAUGGCAAUGCCUUGCCAGGCAAUGAAUUCUGGAUGAACAAACUAAAAUCAACGGGAGACUCAUCAACGGCCUGCUCCACACUGAUUACUGAGCUGCAUAAUCCACAUAUAAAUACGGAGUACUGUAAUGGAAAUAAUUUACAUAUAGCAUCACCGAAAUUGGGUAUAAUUCACAUAGCUGAAUAUGCAAAGACUGUUUUACCAGGAAAUUAAGAAGCCUCAAGUCCCUAUCCUCACUAUGAAAACACAAUUUUUUUGAAAUUCCCGCGACGAUAAGCAUUUGUAAUCAGCCCUGAUAUUAUUUUAUAUGACACAUCGCCGAAAUAGUUGCGAAACGUAAACAUAAAUAUAAACAUCAUGGCCCUAAAA